AGCACUUGGUAUUCAAUCAAAACGUCAGAUGGGGGCAAGGGACUAUCUGUGGGGCAGCUAAUAGCAUGAAGGGACCAAGAGCAUGGCAUGCAGACAGCAACUGUUGCUGAGUUCCCCCGGCUAUCAGGAAUAGAUCUGACAAGCAAUUAGAGCAUGAAUAUAUUACACAGCCUAUAGGGGAUGCCUUUGUUAAAACUUGCGACCCAUACUUAGCUGUUUACUCAGGCUGCAGCAUGGAGGGUGAGCAAGAUCCUACCUGCCUGUCUGUCUCUCUUUCCCCUUGCUGAGGUUGCUGGCUAGCUCUGCAUCUCAUUGGAUAUUUCAAAUGCUUUCUGCACAAGUCAUAAUUAAUGCCGAGUCGUGGAGCUGAGACCAGAUGUGCUGCUGAGAUUAUCUCCCAGGGCAGACCGGCUGCUCUCUGCUUUCCAGCGUUGGGUGCAUGGAAGGCUGCCAGUGCUGGGACUCAGAAUGUGUCUGAUGCCUGAAGUCAGGACUUUCUUUCUCUGCCGCUCCUGCUGUCUGACGCUGCCUGGCUUCUGCUUGAAGCUCAGUGCCUGCCAUGUAGCUGAAUGCUGCACAAGAACCAGAGGGAUCUUCGGGCAGCGAUUGGAAGACACGGUGCAAUACGAGCGGAAGUAUGGCCUGCGGCUGGCCCCACUGCUGGUGGAGCAAUGUGUGGAUUUUAUCCGGGAGCGAGGCCUCACCGAAGAAGGGCUCUUUCGCAUGCCUGGUCAAGCCAACCUUGUCAAGGACCUGCAGGAUUCAUUUGAUUGUGGAGAGAAGCCCCUCUUUGACAGGUGAGUUGGUAUCUUAGUUGCUCAAGGCG
Messenger RNA from Chrysemys picta bellii (western painted turtle), 826 nucleotides. NCBI's taxonomy places the organism in Eukaryota, Metazoa, Chordata, Testudines, Emydidae. The record is from RefSeq and is a predicted model, not a curated record.